Fusarium coffeatum is the source of this 2196-nucleotide messenger RNA. RefSeq lists its product as uncharacterized. Bases 1 to 2196 code for a protein of 731 amino acids. Gene Ontology annotation, cellular component: membrane. Gene Ontology annotation, biological process: regulation of transcription by RNA polymerase II. Gene Ontology annotation, molecular function: zinc ion binding; DNA-binding transcription activator activity, RNA polymerase II-specific. The transcript has 3 exons. The record is from RefSeq and is a predicted model, not a curated record. Lineage: Eukaryota; Fungi; Ascomycota; Sordariomycetes; Hypocreales; Nectriaceae.
AUGCAAACAUAUUUCGGUUUCGCACUCCUUGGCUUUGUCAAUGCGAUUGUACCAUUCGUUGUACACUCGGCAAACUAUCUCAUCAUUCCUUACCCACGCUGGAUAGUUCUUCUCAUCGAGACUCUCCCAGCACUUCUCACAAAACUAUUUCUUCCUAAUGUUCUUCACCGGUUUCCCUACUGGGUACGCCCUUUCACCAUUGGAGCAGUAUGGAUAAUCGUGGCUCUCAUAACAAAAGCCACUCCGCCCAACAUUGCGCCUCCAUUACGAAUCUUGACCUCAGUACUAGCUUCUGCGUCUUCCGCAGCAAUGGAGAUUUCAUUCCUGGGAAUGCUACGAUAUUACGGCCGUGUCGGUCUUGCAGGAUGGGGCGCAGGCGUAGGCGCAGGAGCUGUAUUCUGCGCCAUCCUGCCUUUUGUGCUGACUGUUUGGAUGCAGUCGUUUCUACGCGACUUUAUUGAUUGCAUCUAUGUUCUUACUGGCGCUAUGCUGGUGGCAUUCUUUGUUGUUCUGCCCGACGCGCCGGUCAAUUAUCCUCUUUCACAGCAGAGUUUCUCUAAAGGCGACGUGGAAGAUGCUUCACCGGAUCCCGUUCAGCAAUUAUCCCGAGUACUGAGUACGCGAAACCGCAUUCAUCUUGUGAAAGCUACGGUCCGGCCGUUUAUGAUUCCCUUAUUUGGAGCUUUUGCGGCACAGGCCCUUGUGUACCCCGGAAUCUCACGAGCGUUACCUCUUCCUGAGUCAUCGGCGACCUUUUUCUCAUUUGUUACUACCUACGGUUUAGCCUUUCAAUUGGGCAAUUAUAUUUCUCGAACACAUACUUUACUCUUCCGACUGAGUAGUCUCAGAGCUUCGUUCACGAUUCUUAUCGCUGCGGCGCUCAUUCUAAUCGCCAAUUCGAUAUUCCUCGUAUCCUCGACAGAAGCGGUCAUAGGUUUACUCGCGUUCGGCGCUGGAAUAGGCGGGGGUGCAGUCUACAUGAUUGUUUUCGACAAAGUUCUUCAUGAGAAGAGUCACGCGAGUGAUGUUGAUCUGGAGUUUAGUCUCCAGGUUGUAGGGGCUGGUGAGACUGCGGGUGUCAUCGCUGGCGGGAUGCUGGGUACGUGCGACGAACAAGGUCCCCCAUGCACAAACUGUCUCGCCCGCUCCCUCGAAGACUGCUCCUAUCUACCCUCACCAACAACCCACAUCCCCGCCACCGAAACCCGCCGCAGACUAGAGCUAGAACUCAUGCACCGCUGGUCAACAUCAACCUACAAAUCCCUCGCCAGCAUCCCCGAAGAUAACCAAUGGCUUCAAGACGACAUGCCGCGCUGGGCUCUUAAACAUGAGUAUCUCCUUCAGGGCAUGUUUGCUUUCUCCGCGCUCGAAAUCGUGCUCUGUGGAGGUCCUGUGGUUGUGGAGGAGGAUUAUGAAAAGUAUUAUGCGAAAUUAGCGGUUGAGUAUUAUGAUAAAGCGAGUCGUUCGUUUAGAGCGCAGUUGGAAGAUGUCAAUGCGGAGAAUGCGCAAAAGGUCUUUAUGUUUUCAUUUCUGGCUAUUUCUAUUAAUAUGGCUCUUGGACAGUGCACUGCGUUCGAGGAGUUAUACGAGGGUGUGCUUGAGCGUCUGGUCACGCUGUGGGAGUUACUCAUGGGUAAUGCUUCAAUCGCAGAUCAACAUUUCGACGCUCUCAUAUCAGGAGCUCUAUCAAGAUCCACAGAAGCGUUAAUGCUACGAACACAGCUUCAAACCGAAACACCAACAUCUUUGGGCACAGAGACAGAAGAUACACUUGAGAAUCUCUCGGUCAUCGUCAACAAAGCCUGUGAAACACCAAGUGAAGUAUCCAGUUCAUACCGCCCCAGUCUCUCCGCGAUACAAACCUGCUUCACAGAAGAUUCCAAAGACGUUUUCAAGGGCAUCGCCAUUGGUUUUCCCGCCCUCGCAGGGCGAGAUUUCGGAAUAGCGCUCAAGAGUUCUGAUCCUGUGGCUUUAAUGAUCACCAUGUUUUGGGGCGUGCAGCUUAAUGAGUUGGGCAAGAUGGCUUGGUGGGUUGGUACGUUUGGAAAGAAGAUGGUUGAUGAGGUCUCGGAGAUUUUGUGGGAGCCUGAGGCGGGGCACGAGAUUAUGAGUUUGCCUGAGUGGAAGGAGUGUAUAAUGUGGGCAAGGGUGGAGGUUGGUUUGACACCUCUAGUUGAGACUCCGUUGGAGUCAUAA